GCUCAUCUGUUCUUCAUGGGCAACUACCUAGGCAAGCCCGCCCCCCCGCAGCCUGCCUCCACCUCGGAGGCCAGGGACCUGCGGGAGAGGCCUGGCCGCCGCCCCCCGCCCAUCCGCCCCACGCCGCCGCCAGCUCCAUCAGGCCAUACCCCCGGGGUUCAUACUCACCCCUCCCUACCCACUCCUCUUCCCCGACCCUCUAGGAGGACUGCCCUCCGGGGUUGUGGCCCUGUAGCACAUCGGUUUGUAAUAACACCUCGAAGGAGAUACCCAAUCCAGCAGGCCCAAUAUGCCUCGCUGGGGGUCCUUCCCACGGUGUGCUGGAAUAGUUGUCACAAGAAGACUGUGCUCUCUGCUCGCAGUUCCAAAAUGGUGUGCAGCCCAGUGAGAGUGAGGAUUGCCCCUCCGGAUAGCAAGUGGAUUCGUCCCCCGCUAUCAGAGCAGAGUAGCAGCUCAACCGUGUCCUCCCCAUCAGCUAGUGCCCCAGACCCAUGUGCAAAGGAGACUGUGCUGAGUGCCCUCAGAGCGAGGAAGAAAAGGACGGUGAAGGAGGAAGACCAAAUACUGGCUGAUGGCCAGGAAGAAAAGAGAAGGCGCCAGGAGAGCAGUGGACGUGGACAUUCAGCAUUUGAGCCGCUGGCGGCCAGUGGAAUCCCUGCCUCUUUUGUGCCUAAGCCUGGGUCUCUGAAGAGAGGUCUCAGUCCCCAGAGCUCAGACGCCCACCUAAAUAAGAGGUCACGCACCUCUUCUCUGAGCUCCUUGACCAGCACGUACUCAGGCGGCAUGCCCAUCUCCAGCCGCAAUGCCAUCACCAGUUCUUACAGUUCUACUGGAGGUCUCUCUCAGCUGCGGAAGAGGAGGGGUCCUAGUUCAUCCCCCUUCUCCAGCCCAGCUUCGUCCUGCUCCCAGGCUCUAGCGAGGCCAGCAAAGAAAAUAAGAGAAGAGGAACUUUCUCAUCAUUCUGCUUCUUCAACUCCAUUCACAACAGACAAGGAGUCCCAGGGAGCAGAAGUUGCCGAUACAACCACAAGGGAGAAACAGAACUCGUGGAGUUCUCCACCAACACCUGGCAGCUCAGGGCGGCGUAAGCGGAAGGUGCAGCUGCUGCGGUCCUGGCGAGGGGAGCAGCUGACCUUGCCUCCACCUCCCCAGCUUGGGUAUUCAGUCACUGCGGAAGACUUAGACUUGGAAAAGAAAGCUUUGUUACAAUGGUUCAGCGAGAUCUUGGAGGAUAAGACUGAUACUGCCUUGAGCGCUGUCCCUGAGAGCCCACCUACCAGUCAGCCUCCCGUCUCUUUCAGCCCGCCUACUGCUGGGACUCCUGCCACCGAAACCUCCCUCCCAGCCCCAAGCCCUAACCCACUGCUGAAGAGCUUGAAGAAGAAGCAGGAUUCCCCCGGCCUACCAUCGCUCCCCAAGUCUGCUGGCAUGGCAACCCCUGUGGCCCAUUCGCCUCCGAAGACACCCAGCCCUCUGGCCCCUCUUGGCUCUUCACAGUCAGGGCCUCUUGCGGGCACCUCCUCAGACUCCCAAUCUACAGCCGUUUUCUGUGGCGACACCCUUACCCCCGCUUCUUCCAUAGGACCAGUCACUGACACCAAGUCACCUCCAGCCCCUCAGGCUGAGACGUCUGCCAAAUCCCAAGCCUUGUCGGCCCCACCUCCCACCCCCAAGCAGAACAUUCCUUGUGGAAUGCUGAGCACCUCACCUGCUAAGCCUCCUGCCUCUGCAGCUCCUGCUGUGUCUUCACCAUCUCCCGUGCUCGAUCCCAUUUUUUGGCCCCCUCCUAAGAGCAAGAACGAGGGCCCCUUGCCCUCUAGCCCUUCCAAGGUCCCAGCCACCACAUCUUCCAGCUCAGCCCUCCCCGCAACUACCCGCAGCCCGUCCCUCACUUUUAAACCUGGCUUUCACACCAGGGAGGCACCUGCAUCCGUGCCCAUGGUAACUCCCUUCUUCAAGCAGGCAGCUCCUCCAGCCAGUGCUAUGAGCGCCCCUCUCUUCCCUGGCCAGACCGGCGCCACCUCUGCAGUGGCUGCUGUGACCACAGCUGGCACCUCCGUAGACUCUGCUCUGAAGCCCGUGUUCAGCUUCUGUCUGAGCAGCAUGACCAGCACCCUGAGCAGCGUGACUAGCACCACCGCUUCCACCUCCCAGCCCUUCCUCUUUGGGACUCCCUCUGCCUCUGGUGCCAGCUUCACAAACCCAGCUGUGGGUUCCAGCUCCAUAGUCCAGCUUGGUAAGCCUCCCACCAUGCCUCCUUCAAGAGCAGUCACCAGCUUUGGCCAGUCCCUUCCCGGUGCCCCUCAGGCAGUGGCCAGCAGCAGCAGCAGCAGCAGCACUGCUGGCUUUAGUGAUUUGGGCAGCAGCCUUCCAGCCUCUGCCCCAGCCACCACCAGCCAGGCCACGCUGACAUUCAGUAGCACCCCCUGCCCAGCCAUCAGCAUUCCCUUUGGCUCAAGUGCCAAGCCCUCUCUCUCAUCAUACCCAGGAUCCAAGGCCCAGCCCAGGUUUGGGGCCACUGAUGGGCAGCAGCAGUGGGCUGCCAAGCCAUCCCUUGUCCCCAGCUUGUGCAGCUCCUUCACGUUGGGAAACUCUGCAGCCCCCGCCCCAACUGCCACUCCAGCCGCAGCCCAGCCAGCCUUUGGCAGCACCACAGCCGUUUUCUCCUUUGGUGCAGCCACCACCUCUGGCUUUGGAGCUACAGCCCAGACAACCGGCAGUGGGGCCAGUCGCUCCAGUAGCACGACACCAUCUCCCUUCACGUUUGGGGGAUGGGCAGCCCCACCCUCUGGCAGCAGAGGCUUUGGGAUCAGUGUGGCUUCCCCAGGCACCAGCUCUGCCUCAGGAGCCUCUGGCUCCGGAGCAAGACAGAGUGGGACCGCUGGCAGCACGACUCCUUUUGUGGGAGGCUUGAGUCAGAAGAGCCUGGGUGCGCCCAGCCAGAACACAUCCUUUGCCCUCAAUGUGGCCUGCACUGCAGAGAGCAAACGUGUGUUUGGAGGCGCCUCCACGCCCACCUUUGGUCAGAGCACCCCUGGCCCUGGGGUGGGCACAUCAGGCAGCAGCCUCUCCUUUAGGGCGUCCUCAACACCCAUCCAGGGCUUUGUUAGAAAAGGACCUUCCUUUUCCAUUGGUGUGGGAUCCAAGCCCCCAGGGGCUUGGCAACGCCUACAGGCCCGGAGGCAGCACACUAGCAAGAAGUAG
Phacochoerus africanus (Common warthog) is the source of this 3204-nucleotide messenger RNA. Its product is annotated as nuclear envelope pore membrane protein POM 121C-like. The record is from RefSeq and is a predicted model, not a curated record. Gene Ontology annotation, biological process: RNA export from nucleus; protein import into nucleus. Gene Ontology annotation, cellular component: nuclear pore. NCBI's taxonomy places the organism in Eukaryota, Metazoa, Chordata, Mammalia, Artiodactyla, Suidae. Gene Ontology annotation, molecular function: structural constituent of nuclear pore.